CAUUAAGGUGGGUUUUACCGUAACGUCUUCAUAAAAGAGGAUGAGGUCAUGCAUGGCGCUAACUUUUGAAGUAUUUUGUUCCCAUAGGCACGUUAUCUUAAAUGAGUUGUCUUUCCUCAUAAAACAUUUAGCUCACGCCUCCGAUCGCUUACAAACAACAUACCGAGAUCAAAACCUUUGCCAUUGGGACAACAGCUCACAAAGCGUCCACCCAGAACCGUAAAGGAUCCUCCCGCACGAUUCCACCUGCAGACGAGCCCGCCGACACCCCUCCACCAGCCUGCUGCCCUCAAAGGAGCGGGGCGCACAAAGCCAAUGGGCCCACUCAGCUGUGCUGGCGGGACAUUAAUAAGUAAUGGCGUACUUGGCCGGCCCCGAGUGAACAAACACAACUUGACUUUAUUGAUUCACGCUCUCUGAACAAGCCGGGUCUUGCGCGGCAAUGUAAACAGUGGGAAUGGCCGGGAGCGGCUAAAGCAGAGAAGAGCGGCCAGGUGGACCAGACGGGCGGUUACACGGAGGGGGUCCCACGAUGUUUAUUACGGUGCUGUACGGGGAUAAUGAACAGGCCCUCUUUAAUAUCCACUGCAAGGCCAUCAGCCUGCUGGAGUGCAUUAGGAGCAGCUGUCAUUGUCAAAAUGAAGUUGAGAUUGACCUAGCUGACGAGACGGGGCAGGUGAAGAACCUCCUGCAGAAUGGGCACCGGUACGCCUCUGAAAUCCUCACUGAGCGCCAGGAGUUUGUGCUUGUCAGCGUAAGCAGGCCCCCUGGCUCUCCUCAGCCCGUCUACACCUCGCUGCUCAAUGAUGAGAGUGUCAUCAGCGCCAAGUUCCUUGCCAAACUGGGAAGUAAGGAUGGGGACAAGACGAGCGCACACAAAGCCAAAGAAAAGAAAGCGAACAGGAGGUCUCCAGCGUUGCCCUCGGCCUCAGCCUCAUUCCUGGAAGUUCAGCACGUCCCUCCACAGAGAAGUAAGACUUCCAUGGCAGCCUCUGCCAGGACAAAACAAAGAAAAGACUGAGAGGAGACGUCUGAAACCGAGAAGAAGGCUCAUUAACAAGCAGGGCAGAAACAAACAUCUGAACUGAAUGGUCACAGCACCUUCAUGUCUUCAAGUAUCUGUCAGAGUGACCAGUGGGGCUU
Molecule: messenger RNA, 1143 nt
Organism: Erpetoichthys calabaricus (reedfish)
Lineage: Eukaryota; Metazoa; Chordata; Cladistia; Polypteriformes; Polypteridae
Exons: 6
Coding region: 533-1021 (162 amino acids)
Source: RefSeq, a predicted model, not a curated record